This is a messenger RNA of Zootermopsis nevadensis, 1866 nucleotides long. RefSeq names its product myrosinase 1. NCBI's taxonomy places the organism in Eukaryota, Metazoa, Arthropoda, Insecta, Blattodea, Termopsidae. The record is from RefSeq and is a predicted model, not a curated record. Gene Ontology annotation, molecular function: beta-glucosidase activity. Gene Ontology annotation, biological process: carbohydrate metabolic process.
CAGUUCAGCAGACAGAAGUUCACAGUCGGUGAAGGACUGCUGACGAUGCUGGUAUCCGUGACUCUGGUCUUUGUCGCUCUGGGCAAAGUUGUACAAUGUCUUAGCAAUUACACCUUCCCGCCAGACUUCCGGUUUGGAGUUGCCACAGCUUCGUAUCAGAUCGAGGGGGCAUGGAACACAGACGGAAAGGGGGAGAGUAUCUGGGACAGAAUGACUCAUCAACAUCCUGACUUUUUUUUCAACGGAGACGUAGCCGCCGAUUCGUACCAUUUGUAUAAGGAGGAUGUACGUGCUCUUAAGGAAUUGGGAGUUGGUGUGUAUCGUUUCUCAAUUUCGUGGCCACGAAUUUUACCGACCGGAGAUGUCGACGUUGUAAACAAAUUAGGAAUUGCUUACUACAAUAAUCUCAUCAAUGAACUACUAGCUAAUGGUAUCGAACCAAUGGUCACAAUGUAUCAUUGGGAUCUACCUCAGGCACUCCAGGAUAUUGGCGGAUGGCCUAAUCAAGUGAUUGCUGAUUAUUUUGAAGAAUAUGCGCGCGUACUUUUUACUCACUUUGGCGACAGAGUGAAAUUGUGGCUCACAUUCAACGAACCGCUGUCAUUUUGUGCUGGGUAUGGCGAAUGGAGGGCAGGUGCUCCCGGAAUAGAUGCUCACGGCAUUGGCGAUUACAUGUCAGCACACACCGUACUCCACGCCCAUGCCCGAGUGUAUCAUCUCUACGACAAUGUGUUUAGAAAGAAACAGAAAGGUCAGAUAGGGAUCACUCUCGACUCCGAAUGGGCUGACCCUUUCGACGGAACUGUCGAGAGUAAAGAAGCAGCCGAAAGAGAACUCCAAUUUCAACUGGGCUGGUUCGCACACCCGAUAUUCAGUUCUGAAGGCGAUUAUCCACGUGUUAUGAAAGAGCGAAUUUUAAAUAACAGCUUAAAAGAAGGUCGAACUAGAUCUCGGAAAGAGGUUAAAUACGUCCAAGGGACUUCUGACUUCUUUGGUCUGAACCACUAUACGACAAACUUGGCAAGAUCUGGCGCUGUUGGAGAGACUCCAUCCUUAAUUCGAGACGCCGGAGUGCAGAUGAUCUUAGAUCCCAGUUGGCCAAGCUCAGCUUCUGCUUGGCUUAAGGUGGUGCCGUGGGGUUUUCGAAAGCUUCUUGUGUGGAUAGCAAAGGAGUACAAUAACCCACCUGUUUAUGUCACAGAGAAUGGAUUUUCAGAUCACGGAGAGCUGAGAGACACCAACAGAACAAAGUACAUAACGAGCUACCUAUCGGAAUUGCUGAAAGCAAUCCAUGAAGAUGGCUGCAACGUGAUUGGCUACACAGCGUGGAGCCUUAUUGAUAACUACGAAUGGAUGAGCGGUUAUACGGAGAAGUUUGGCAUGUACUACGUGAAUUACAGUGAUCCAGCCCGACCACGCGUCCCCAAAGACUCGUCUCGCGUCAUGGCUGAAAUUAUCCGUACACGUCAGCUACCACAACAGUACUCGCAAGAGGAUGACGUGAAAUUGGGUAUAAAUGACAAUUCGCUACUUCAUACCGUUCAAAAUUUAGAUCUAGGCUUACAAGAUAAAUUGCAAUGGCAGCGUUUUCAGAGGGUCAAAUUGGAACCUGGUGUACCAGACAUUCCAAAUCCGCAAGAGAUUUCUGAAGAGAAAGACAUACAGAAAGAAUUUGUUGCAGAGGUUGGUAAAACUGAGGUAAAAAUGGGAUAAAAAUGUCAUGGUGUGGUGUGAAAUUAAACAAAUAUUGGUUGUAAAAUUUUAAAAAAUGGAGAAUAUGAAUAAUCUCUACAUGUACAGUUCACCCUGCUCUGUGGUUUUCCUGUGAACUAACAUAAUAAAUUGAAGUGGUGUUAUUCAGUGAAA